AUGACAGGUUUCGCAACCCGCCGCGCAAUCUGCGAAGACACCAUCGCACGCUCCCCCUCCAUCGCAACCUCAACACCAGGCGGCUCCCUCAUCAGCCACUUCAUCCCCUCGCAACUCCCAGCUCUCUCCAAAAAGUCACCCAUAUACCCAAAUAUCCCCUUACAAACCCCCAUCACAAUCCACAACAGCGACUCUUUCGCCCUUGCGCGAGCACUUCCCGGUAGCGGCAAAAUCGGGGUCCUAAACCUAGCCUCGGACGAAGAACCCGGCGGCGGCUGGCGCUACACGCUUUCGCGAACGCAGGAAGAAGCUUUAUGCUACUCUAGCACGCUGUAUGCUACUUUGAAGCCGGAAUGGUACCCUUGGCCCAAUACGGGAGCAGGGUCCGUUGCAGGUGUCAUGUCGCCCAACGUGGUCGUCUUCAGAGAUACGCUAGACAAUGGGCUUGCCGAAUUGCCUGAAGAUCAGCGCCACGUAGUGGCUGUCAUGACGGUCGCGGCGCCGCGUCUACCCGCUGUUAAGGAGGGUGGGGAGGGCUUUGCUAGAGAAGAAGAUUUGGAGGAUCUGAGGGAGAAGAUUUUGUUGGUGCUGAGGAUGGCUGCGGGGGAAGGGGUUACGAGGUUGGUGCUGGGGGCCAUGGGUUGCGGUGCUUAUAGGUGUCCGCCACGGGUUGUUGCACAGGAGAUGAAGAUGGCUUUGGAGAGAGAAGAGUUUGCGGGGUGGUUUGGGAAUGUUGCUUUUGCUGUGUACGCUGCUGGACCAAUUGGGACGAAAAAUCUGGAGAUAUUCCGCGAAGUAUUUGCAUUUGAAGUGAUGUGA
Molecule: messenger RNA, 819 nt
Organism: Alternaria atra
Lineage: Eukaryota; Fungi; Ascomycota; Dothideomycetes; Pleosporales; Pleosporaceae
Exons: 1
Coding region: 1-819 (272 amino acids)
Source: RefSeq, a predicted model, not a curated record